AGGGAGCUCUGUAGGAGCUGUUGUCGCUCGAAACGGAACGGAUACGGAUAGGUGGGACCGAACACAGCAGGAAAAUAAGUGCUAGUAGCAGUGGGGAAGUCCUUCACAGCACUGCGCCGGGACCACUCGUUUCUUAACUUGAAUCGUUUUUGGAAGGCAGGACGAUUUCCCUAGUCUUCGUUACUGUCUGCGGAACAAGUGUCACUAGCAACAGACGGUUCUGUUGCUGUUUUGCAGCAGGUGACCCCCACCCCUCAGCCAAAAUCCGUUUAUUAGAUGUGACCACAAGGUUGAUCAGGAGAAGCCACCAUGUCUUAAACCCAGACGGGCCCUCUGGAGCCCUGUCCCCCCACCCUGGAUCCCCCUCCCCCUCCCCUAUUCACCACCUUACCCCUUCUCCCAGCCCCAUCCCACUUCAACACCUCCCUCCACAUGUGAGGGACAGGCUUCCGGGCUCCGGCUCGCCUCUGGCACACCCCCCCUCUCCCUCCGUAGAGAUGAGCCUGGAGAAGCACCAGCAGUUGGGUGGUGGUAGCGGAGGGGGGUUGGGCUCUGACCGGGACCUGCAGUCCACUGCUUCCUCCAUCUCUCUGCCCUCUGUGAAGAAGGCCCCCAAGAAGAGGCGCUUCUCCCUGGCCUCUCUCUUCAGGCUGCGAGGCCGGGAGCCCAAAUCAGGGCACCAAAGGUCCCAAGAGCUCCAGUACCCGGGACCCAUUGGGCUAGUCGGUGUGGAUGGCAUCGCCAGCAUUGAGAGCAUCCACUCUGAGAUGUGUAACGAUAAGCACUCUGCCUUCUUCUCUGUGGCUGGGGACGGAGCUGCCUCUGCUGCCGCCUCCACCUCAUCUGCCUCUGGGCCUUCCUCCUCUACCACCACCUCCUCCUCCUCCUCCUCCUCCUCCUCUAAGGUGGGGGGUGCGGUGGCGGCAGAUCUACUGGAGUGCCCGCUGUGCCUUCUGCUCCACUCCAGGGAGAGCUUCCCUGACAUCAUGACCUGUCACCACCGCUCCUGUAUGGAUUGCCUGCAGCAGUAUCUGCGCAUCGAGAUCUCAGAGUCUCGUGUCAACAUCAGCUGCCCCGAGUGCUCGGAGCGCUUCAACCCUCACGACAUCCGCAUGAUCCUGGGUGACCGGGCACUCAUGGGGAAAUAUGAGGAGUUCAUGCUGAGGAGGUGGCUGGUGGCUGACCCGGACUGCCGCUGGUGCCCUGCGCCGGACUGUGGGUUCGCAGUCAUUGCUUUCGGCUGUGCCAGCUGUCCUAAGAUCACGUGCGGCAGAGAGGGCUGUGGCACAGAGUUCUGUUACCACUGUAAGCAGCUGUGGCAUCCCAACCAGACGUGUGAUGCAGCGCGGCAGCAGAGAGCCCAGAGCCUCCGCCUGAGGACGGUGCGCUCCUCCUCCCUCAGCUGCAGCCAGGAGAGCGGAGCUGCAGCUGAUGACAUUAAGCCAUGUCCGCGCUGUGCUGCUUACAUCAUCAAAAUGAACGACGGCAGCUGUAACCACAUGACCUGCGCUGUGUGUGGCUGUGAGUUCUGCUGGCUGUGCAUGAAGGAGAUCUCAGACCUGCACUACCUGAGUCCGUCAGGCUGUACUUUCUGGGGGAAGAAGCCAUGGAGCAGGAAGAAAAAGAUUCUUUGGCAGCUGGGAACGCUUGUUGGAGCCCCCGUCGGCAUCGCUCUAAUCGCUGGUAUUGCUAUUCCCGCCAUGAUUAUCGGCAUCCCUGUAUAUGUUGGGAGGAAGAUCCACAACCGUUAUGAAGGCAAAGAUAUCGCCAACCACAAGAGGAACCUGGUGAUCGCGGGGGGGGUGACUCUCUCUGUCAUCGUGUCUCCAGUGGUGGCUGCAGUCACUGUGGGAAUUGGAGUUCCCAUCAUGCUGGCGUACGUCUACGGCGUGGUGCCCAUCUCACUGUGCCGGAGCGGGGGGUGUGGAGUCUCUGCUGGGAAUGGCAAAGGAGUUCGCAUAGAAUUUGACGACGAGAAUGACAUGAAUGUUGGCAGCGGGGCGGGGGCCACUGAUACUACAUCAGUGGCAGACACCAGAAACAACCCCAGUAUAGGUGAAGGCAGUGUGGGGGAGCUGACGGGCAGCCUGAGUGCCAGCGGCAGCCACAUGGACCGUGUGGGGGCCACCAGGGACAGCCUGAGUGAGACGGCGUCCACCAGGGCCCUGGCCGGGGCCAGCAUCACCAGCAGCCUCUCCGGCAGCGCCAUGGUGCACUACCUGAACAGGCUGGAGGUGCAGGCGGAUGUGCAGAAGGAGCGCUGCAGUCUGAGCGGGGAGUCUGGCACCGUCAGCCUGGGCACCAUCAGCGACAACGCCAGCACCAAAGCAAUGGCUGGAUCCAUUCUGAACGCCUACAUGCCCCUGGACAGAGAUGGGCACAGUAUGGAGGUCCAGGUGGACAUUGAAUCCAAACCGGGCAAACUGCGGCGGCACAGUGGCAGCAGCAGCGUGGAGGAUGGAGGCCAUGUUGGCGGCUGGACUUGCCCCUCCAGUGGCUGCCCGUCCUCAGAAGGCAAAGGCACCUCCACAAAGUGGGCCAAAGAGGCAUCCUGCUCCUCCUCCUCCAGCUCUGGGGCCAAAAAGAGCAAAAGCAAGCUGCGCAAGAAAGGGGGCGGCACCAAGAUCAAGGAGACGCGGGAGGACCUGGACGCCCAGCUGCUGGAGCAGCGCAGCACCCACUCCUCCGAGUUCGACUCCCCCUCGCUGAGCGGAAGCCUGCCCUCUGUGGCCGACUCUCACUCCAGCCACUUCUCGGAGUUCAGCUGCUCGGACCUGGAGAGCAUGAAGACGUCCUGCAGCCACGGCUCCAGUGGGGGGGACUACCACCCCCGCUUCGCCACCGUCAGCCCCUUACCUGAGGUGGAGAACGACCGCCUGGAGACCUGCCCUACUUCUGCUUCCUCCUCACAGGGACAUGGAGCUGUGAACUCCCCCCACUCCACCACCUCCUCCCUGGGCCCCGGCGCAGAGCCCCCCCCUCUCUGCUACAUCACAGAGGAGAAUGUCAACCUGGUGUGCCCUGCUGAGCUGGACUCUCACAGCAACACCAGAGAGCUAAAAGAGAACAACAACAACCACCCCCCCCACCACCACAGCCCAAGAACGCCUGUAUACAGACUGACAUGACAUCUCAAUACCUUAAGUGCUGCACACAUGCUAUUGGGUUAACGUCUUUUCCUCCGAAACUAACAACAAGCGUACAGUUUAACCGACAUGUCCUUCCCUUAAAGUUGCUGUGUUAUUUUGGGAUUUCUUCUCCUUCAUUAAAAGCAGCCCUGAGUUAACAGAUGUGUGUUUGUCCGCUGACGGGCUUGUUGGGAGUAUUACUAGCCUUCCAAAGUGCAGCCUGGUGAGAAAUGUAAGGUUAUGAAUGCUGGUUCUCCCUGAGCAGCCGCACACUGCAGACUCUUUCUGUUCACAGUUCACUCAGUGACCGCUUGAAACAGAUAUUGGUUGCUGUCCCAUUGAUCUGUGUAGGAUAAACCCAACCACUGUGCCAGCUCUGCUAGUAUUUAAAUUUGCCUCCACGAUGCAACAGCAUGCAGAAACCUUAGUGUUAAGCUUUCCAGAUGUGAGCUCAAACAGGGACCAGGCAAUACGAUUCACUAUUUCCUCUGCCCCCCCACCCCCAAACUUAAGUAACAGAAGAACCUUUAUUAUAAUAUUUUCCUUCCUGGAUGUUUGUUUGAACUGUAACGUAUAAUCUUAACGCCUGGGUUUAAGAUCCUUCAUCAUUUUUGCGCAAAAAAAACCCCAACUGAGAUUCUGUUUAGAUGGAUGGACACAACUGAUCCAGUUUAGACCUGUAGCUGACAUUGCCUUUAACUCAGUGUGUGUUUUAGUGCAAAAUGACUUUGGACACCCUGCUUUGUUCUGUGGAAGGCUUGUUAUGAUAUGUUGAGGGUAAGGGGUUGCUUUGAGAAAGGUCUCUGGAAGGCCACAGUUUUUGAGAUAAUGCUGAAAGUCAUUAUUUUAAAAUGAACCAAUGGGUUGGUCAAUUCUGUGAAAUUGUAUAAAGAAAAUGUUUUGUCCUGUUCAAAGGUGAUUUAUUCAGGCUGACGGCCUCGCCUCACUGAGUAAGAGAGAGCUUUGAUAUCUUUCUUUGUAACUCAUGGUGCCUUCAAGAGCUGUUUGUGUUCUGUUCUUCUCUACACCGUGUCUUUAACACCUCAAACAACUACUCAUUAUAGGUUGCAGAAUGUCUGUCUGUCUGUGUAGGAGGGAUGCUCAUUCACAUACACAACAUACUGUGGUAGACAUGGUAAAUGAAGACUUUUCAAUUGCCUACCAAAGACAGCACUCCGGCUUUUGUUAAAUCUUAAACCGUUGGCUUGUCGCCUGUAGACGCAGUAUGCAUCCUUUGUCCUCCUGGGGGUGAAUGAAGCUACGCCCCAGGAUUAUACAGACACACACUCUGCUGUUUUUGUACAUGCUUCACCAAUGCAAAUAUCUGAGGCCUCCCAAACGCCCAAGGCACCUGCACUGUUCUCUGUAUUUCUUAUUGCGUUGCUGUUCUGCAAGGCGCAGAGGUUAGCGGGGAUACAAAGGUUGGGUCUGGGUUACCUUCCCUGUUGACUUUACUCUGACUUCUGUUUGUGUUGCCAAUCGGUGCUGCUGAGCAGACUUGAAGUCAAAUUCAGUUUUCAACACUUUGCUAAAGCCUGUCUUCACUGCUCAGUGGUCAGCUUUACCCUGAGCCGCUCGGGUGAACCUCUAGCAGGAAGCUCAAAGCAUCUUGGAUGGUAUGUUGACCCAAGUCUGUUACUGAAUGAUCACUGAUUCUGGUUCAGUUGAUAAGGCUACAUGCUGCAGUCCUUCCCCCCCAUUAAAGCAAACAUGUUGUCUUGUUUUUUCUCCCUGGGUUCGUUUCUCAUUCUUUACCAAAACUUCACUUUUCUUGAUCCUAAUUUCCACACUAGUGCCAGAUAUCAUUUGUAAUUUGUGCAGAAUGGCAUAAGGUAUAUUUGUUUGGUAAUUUGCUUUACUAUAUGCAUAUCAGAAAAAUAAAAAAAAGAUAUGAAUUA
Messenger RNA from Gymnodraco acuticeps, 5026 nucleotides. RefSeq names its product E3 ubiquitin-protein ligase RNF19A-like. The coding region runs from base 498 to 3128 and encodes 876 amino acids. Gene Ontology annotation, molecular function: ubiquitin conjugating enzyme binding; ubiquitin protein ligase activity; zinc ion binding. Gene Ontology annotation, biological process: positive regulation of proteasomal ubiquitin-dependent protein catabolic process; protein polyubiquitination; ubiquitin-dependent protein catabolic process. The record is from RefSeq and is a predicted model, not a curated record. The transcript is spliced from 10 exons. Gene Ontology annotation, cellular component: cytoplasm; ubiquitin ligase complex. Lineage: Eukaryota; Metazoa; Chordata; Actinopteri; Perciformes; Bathydraconidae.